AUGGGCAGCAAGCAGAUCAACAUCUCCUUUACGGACGAACAGGUCGCAAAGUACAACGGCGAGGGCUACGUUCUUUGUUUUACUGCUGGUGUUGCAGGGAAUACCGAAUUCAACGUUGUCGCCACAGCUGACACCAUUUCCCCCGUCUUCAACAUUACUUGGGAAGACCAGUUCCAGAUCGCCGCCACCAAGGACGAAUUCAGCAAUGGAGUCACGUUCCAAAAUUCCACCACACCCACGCCCAUCCAGUUUAACGAAGUCUACACUCUUCCUGCCAACUGGACUGAUGGUAUCGUUUCGACUGAUGUCCUUCCCACAGCCAAUUCUUUUGCGUUCGUGAACCAGACCACUGGCGCGUCUGCAGUCGUCUACAAAAUUAUCAACGGCAAAAGUCUGCCUUUCUUUAUCAGCCCCUACCCUAUUGACACGGGCGCUACUGAGGUGAUGACGCCUCAGUCUACCGUUGCACUCUGGUUCCAGCAAAACGUCGAGACUGGAACCAUGGUAGCUGUCGUCAAAGAUGAACUUUCGACCUUUGACUUUUCUGACAAGAGCAGUCUUGACUUGAUCUGGAAUGGCUCUCAGUUUGUCCCAAGCUCUUAG
Molecule: messenger RNA, 603 nt
Organism: Fusarium musae
Lineage: Eukaryota; Fungi; Ascomycota; Sordariomycetes; Hypocreales; Nectriaceae
Exons: 3
Coding region: 1-603 (200 amino acids)
Source: RefSeq, a predicted model, not a curated record